Varanus komodoensis (Komodo dragon) is the source of this 1036-nucleotide messenger RNA. RefSeq names its product pleckstrin homology-like domain family A member 2. The record is from RefSeq and is a predicted model, not a curated record. Lineage: Eukaryota; Metazoa; Chordata; Lepidosauria; Squamata; Varanidae. Gene Ontology annotation, molecular function: phosphatidylinositol phosphate binding. Gene Ontology annotation, biological process: positive regulation of apoptotic process. Bases 143 to 577 code for a protein of 144 amino acids. The transcript has 2 exons.
CAGCAGCACGAGCGGACUGAGCGCGCCGGGACUGGCUCUGCAGCCCACAACUGCGGGCAGCGCGGUGGCCUCAGCAGCGGCACAGGCGGCAGCGCGAGCAGCGGCGCGUGUCGGUCGGCCAGCCAGCAGCUGCAGCCUCAGGAUGAAGGGCCCGGCAGCAGCCCCUGCUUCGUCGGAAGUGAUCCGCGAGGGCGAGCUGGAGAAGCGCAGCGACAGCCUGUUCCAGCUGUGGAAGAAGAAGCAGGUGGUGCUGAGCAAGGACAGUCUGAGCCUCUCGUCGCCCGAAGGUGGCGGCGGCGGCGGCAAGGGCCGCGCUAAGGAGCUGCGCUUCGGCUCCAUCCAGAAGGUGGACUGCGUGGAGCGCACCGGCAAAUACGUCUACUUCACCAUCGUCACGACGGACCGCAAGGAGAUCGACUUUCGGUGCCCGGGCGAGAGCUGCUGGAACGCCUCCAUCACGCUGGCGCUCAUCGACUUCCAGAACAAGCGCGCCAUCCAGGACUUUAAGAGCCGCCAGGAGGCCGCCGAGGAGGCGGCCGCCGGCACCCGCGACAGGCGCCUCGCCCGCGCCCCCUGAGCCCGCAGCCGGCCGCAGCCCGGCCCCACCGACCAAAGUAGUGUAUCUCUGGAUGGCAAACAAGAUUCAUGUUCUUGGAAUGUACCAGGAGAGGAUACCAAUGAAGGAAAACAAAGAAGGAUGUUCAAAGUAUCUGGUUUCUUCCAGGUCUGAUGAGGUAGCUGAGCAAAGAAGCCAAGCUUCCCUUGAGCAGCAUUUACAAGCCAAAGACUAUUACGAAAAAAGACUUAAUGCAAAGUAUGACUGUGCAGGAUGCCUAGCUUUGCAAAAUGUGUGAUUUUUCUAUUUAUAAGUUGCAAAGAAUGGGCAGUACCUGCUGAUGCGAGAACACUUUACAUUAUUUGUAAUAUCUAUAUUUGUAUUUAUUUUGAUAAAUAUCCUUAAGUACAUGUUUGUCUUAAAAUUGCUCCUGACAUUUUAAUGUGUCCAUUCCAAAUUAAAAGCUUUUUUAUUACUGUA